Messenger RNA from Clupea harengus (Atlantic herring), 3722 nucleotides. Its product is annotated as tetratricopeptide repeat protein 39C-like. Lineage: Eukaryota; Metazoa; Chordata; Actinopteri; Clupeiformes; Clupeidae. Gene Ontology annotation, molecular function: protein binding. Gene Ontology annotation, biological process: cilium assembly; otolith morphogenesis. The record is from RefSeq and is a predicted model, not a curated record.
UAACCGUCUGCCUGUGCUCAUUGGCUAGAGUCAUCUUAGGGGAAAUGUCGUAAAUGUCUUCGAAUUCCUGCAUGUAGGCUAGCUGUGCACCGGCCAGUCUAGCAGAAUGCUAGGGGAGGCUGCAUCUGUCUAUGAGGAGGCUGAAUAUGUCUAUGAUGAUGAAUAACAAAACAAUACCCAUUUAAAACAUGUAUUUACUGUUUGUGUCGUGAAGAAACAACUCGGUUUGCAGUUACAGUCUACUUGAAGUCUUUUCGGCUGGGGUGCAAUCGCUAUUGAGCUCUCAGGAUAUUCGUUUGCUGCUGACUGUACCAUUUGGAUUGCCAAGCAAGCAAGCAUUUUAGGGAAGAAUUUUAUAUGUACGCAGUUUAACUCAGAACAUCAAUUAUGGCUGGCCCCGAACCUGUCCAACAAGAGGUUGACGACAAUCCAGACCAGAUUGACGACGCAGAGCUGGCAUUGCAAGGAAUAAACAUGCUUCUAAACAACGGCUUCAGAGAGAGCGACGAACUGUUUCGAAAAUACAGAGACCACAGUCCCUUGAUGAGCUUUGGUGCCAGCUUUGUGAGCUUCUUGAAUGCCAUGAUGACGUUCGAGGAGGAGAAGAUGCAGCUGGCCUGCGACGACCUCCGUGCCACAGAGAAGCUGUGUGAGAGUGAGAACGCCGGGGUCAUCGAGACCAUCAAAAACAAGAUCAAGAGGAGUAUGGACUCCCAGAGAUCAGAGCAGGCUGUGGUGGAGCGCCUACAGAGACAGAUCAUAGUUGCAGACUGCCAAGUGUAUCUGGCUGUUCUCUCCUUCGUGAAACAGGAGCUGUCUUCGUACAUCAAAGGAGGCUGGAUCCUCCGCAAGGCCUGGAAAAUGUACAACAAGUGCCAUAGUGACAUCAGCCAGCUGCAAGAGGCCUACCAGAGGAGGUCCUCCAGCCAGCAGGGCACUUUGCCCCCAUCCUCCUCCACCCCCUCCCCCUCCCCCUCCGCCUCCGCCUCCUCCUUCACCCCCUCCCUGUCCGCUUCCGCCUCCGCCUCCUCAUCCGGCCCCCAGCCGCAGGGGCUGGGUGGGGUGAGCACCGAGGUCCUGGGCCGUCUGAAGGGCUCGGUCAGCUUUGGCUACGGCCUCUUCCACCUGUGCAUCUCCAUGGUGCCGCCCCAUCUGCUGAAGAUCAUCAACCUGCUGGGCUUCCCCGGCGACCGACACCAGGGACUGUCUUCCCUCACGUAUGCGAGCGAAAGUAAGGACAUGAAGGCCCCUCUUGCUACGCUGGCCCUCUUGUGGUACCACACUGUAGUGCAGCCCUUUUUUGCUCUGGAUGGCACCGACACCCAGGCAGGGCUCCUGGAAGCCAGGGCCAUUCUCCAGAGGAAUGAGGCCAUCUACCCCAACUCCUCCCUCUUCAUGUUCUUCAAAGGCAGGGUUCAGCGCUUAGAGUGUCAGAUCAACAGUGCCUUGACAUCUUUCAACAAUGCCUUGGGGCUCGCCACAGACCAGAGGGAGAUCCAACAUGUCUGUCUGUAUGAGAUUGGGUGGUGCAGCAUGAUUGAACUGCGCUUUGAUGAGGCCUACAGAGCCUUUGACCGGCUGAGGACGGAGUCUCGCUGGUCGCAGUGCUACUACGCCUACUUGACCGGAGCGUGCCAAGGAGCUGCAGGGGACCUGGAUGGGGCAGCAAAAGUGUUGAAAGACAUCCAGAAGCUUUUCAAAAGGAAAAACAAUCAGAUUGAGCAGUUCUCCAUGAGGAGGGCAGAGAACCUGAGGAAGCAGUCUCCCACCAAAGAGCGCUGCACUUUGGCUGUGAUCGAGGUGCUGUACCUGUGGAAGGCACUGGCCAACAGCUCUACCCCCAAACUCCAGCACAUGAGCCAAGUCCUGCAGGACAUAGAGGAUGCCUCAUGCGCAGGUCUAAGAAAUCUACUUCUUGGUGCCAUACACAAAUGUCUGGGAAAUACAAAAGAAGCAAUCCAGUGCUUUCAUCUGGCGGCCAGAGAUGAAGAGGGCCGACUUAGUAACUCCUACGUGCAGCCAUACUCCUGCUAUGAGCUGGGAUGUGUACUACUGGACAACCCUGAGUCUUCAGCAAAGGGCAGAGGUCUUUUAUUGCAGGCCAAGGAGGAUUAUGCUGGCUAUGACUUUGAGAACCGCCUCCACGUGCGCAUCCACUCAGCGAUGGCCUCGCUCAAGGAAGUUGUACCCCAGUGACCCACCUCCCUACCCCCUGGCCUCCCCUCUGUCCGGGGCUGCUCCUCUGCGUUUAACUCCACUCCCAGGAGCUUCGUGGAGCCCCACACAACCAGACAGGAGCGUGGUGGACAUAUGCCAGUCCUGACCAUGGCUACUACGUAUUCAAAGGAUUGGAAAGUAGAUGAUGCACAGGCAUCAUCAAGGAAACUUUGCUUUGUACAGAUGACCCAUCGGUUACAUUGUUUUAAUUUGGAAUAAUCUGUACUAGAUUUGCCCAGAUGCCAUUCCCCUACGUGUUUCUUUUAACCUCUUUGUUUCUGAAUGUGCCACUAAGUGACUUUAAUUUGCCUUUUUAAUAAACUGUAUUUUUUUUUUAACUUUAUUUACUAUCUUUUUUUUUGUUGAAAAUACAGGCUUGCAUUGUUAGCAGGUUAAUUGUAAAGCCAUUUAUUUCACCUGCCUUGUAUUAUUUUUACAGAGAAAAUUAGGUCAAGACUGGAAUGUUAGCAGGGCAUUGUAUGUGUAUGGGAUUCCUUCACAUACUUUCUGAGGGUACAUAUCUAGGAGCACAGCUUUAUAUGAUGUGUGUGUGUCUGUGUCUGUGUCUCUUCCUUCUCCUUCAUUCUUUCUUUGGUAAAUGCUGUAUGAUUGUUUAGUGUGGAAAGAUGCGUCUGGAUGUUGGUGAUGAGAAGUAAGAGGGGAUCUACACACUCAGUUUAAUUGUAAUGUACAUUUGGAGUUUAGGGUGUUACUGAUAUAUCACCAGUGGUGACGAGAGGAAAGGUCUGGAAGUGCCACACUGUCUCAUUACACUGACCGGUGUAUCAAUCUUAACCUCGGGUCAGAGAGGUGUUUUUCUUUUGAAAGUGUUGAUCAUAAUCCAUUGUCCUAGUUUGAGAGGAAUGUUAAUCGGUCAACAUAGGUGGUUGAUUGUACAAAGUUGUACCAAAAUCCAUUUUACCAGUUUCAGGUGUAAAUAUUGUAUUGUUAAUUUGGAAAUAAGUUGUUCUCUUUAUCUCCAAUGUUCAGAGGUUGUCUUAAGGAGUGUAUUGUUGUAAAGGACAGUCAGGCGUAAGUAGUGUUGUGAAAUCAGUUCGGUGGAGAAUGUGGUACAAGAAGCAAUAGACAUUGUUUGUUCAUGACUUGUGUUAAAGAGCCAUUUAUGCCUAGCCACGACCCUUUGACAGUGGUGAUUCUGUUUGCCAAAUUCAAAUUGGAUUUCGAUUCUUUACCUUUUUAAAACUAAGUAGUCAACUAAACUACUACCACUCGGAAGACAAUCACGUUAUUGUCUUCUAUUAAUGAGGCAUAAUGCGAUUACCUACUUACUACGUUUUUUGUUUGUUUUUAUAUAUCCUGAUGCACGUUUACAGGGUGUUGAAGGUCGUCCUAAAUAUUGUUCAAACUACUGUAUGAGUUAAACUCUGGCAAUGUACAUUUAGGAUUGUAGAGUAAACAAACUACUUGUUUCCCCAUGUCAAUGUCCCCUGUCAGAAAGACUACUGUUUUAACAUUAAAUUGGUUUUAAAAAGCUCUUUACGUCA